Molecule: messenger RNA, 908 nt
Organism: Tachysurus fulvidraco (yellow catfish)
Lineage: Eukaryota; Metazoa; Chordata; Actinopteri; Siluriformes; Bagridae
Product: protein rapunzel-like
Exons: 1
Coding region: 1-675 (224 amino acids)
Source: RefSeq, a predicted model, not a curated record
AUGGCAGACAAGGGGCAAAUCAAACAGACUGCAGCCAUAGUGCUGGGUUGCUUGGAGAGUGUCUCUUCAUUUGCCGCCACCUUCAACCCUCUGUUUGGCAUCGUCACCACACUGGUUGGUGCAGCGAGGAAAGGCCUGGUGGAUGAUGACACAAGCAAGCUGGAGAAGGACUUCCAGCAAAUUCAUGAGAAGUUGGAGAGCAUCUCUGAGCAGAACAAGCAGCUGCUGGACCAGAUCCACACUGCUGAGAUUACCAUAAACUAUGGUAAUUUGGAAAGGAACAUCGAGCACCAGUAUCGAGGCUUCAAGAACAUGGUGGAUCGCAUCAGGAUAGACCCCGAAAAAAGUGAGCGUUAUAGAGAGGAAUUCAAGAAAAUCUAUAGAAAACAAAAAGGCCACCAGAAUCUGAACAGGUACUAUGAUGCCAUCAUGGAAGAUGAGGGUCCUUUUGGCAAGCCGCUACUGAUAUUUUAUCUAGAGCAUUACAAGAAGAACAAAAAGAUUAUGGAGGCAAAAUGCUCUCAUCUGGCCUACAUCUUCCACAUCGGCCUCAUAGCACUGAUGGCCUACUAUGUGGUCACUGAGGAUAAUGAAGAUGAGUUCAGGGAUGAAUGGGGCCAAAAGGUCUUUAACAUUCAGGCCAAGAUGCAAGAAGUCCUGGAAGAGUGUAACUAGAAGUGAUUCCAAAUUCACUGAAAUUUUGUUAAACCACAGCUGUCUUAGUUUCUUCUGCAUGUGAGAACACAAUUGUUCUUUUCUUCCUGAAUUGAUUUUGUAUGUUUAUUAGAUUAUCACUUAAAGAUUUCAAUCUUUUUUCAUAUCCUUAUAUGGCUGUAUAUAUCAGAAACUUUUGCUGUAUAUACAGUAAAGCUGUAGACAUAUUUGUGUAUUAAAAUCAGUGUUAUUCA